GACGGACGUCACGGGCCACGACGACACUGCGUCCUGCUGCUUGUCUACCACCAUCACCAACACUAACCGCGUUUAUUAGCCUUUCCUCUUCUCCAUCUCCUCUGUCGAUUCACUCGCAUUCAUGGCUGAGAGCGCGUCUGGUCCGUCGGACAAAUCUGUCCAAGUCAAGCUUGUUCUCCUAGGCGAAGCUGCCGUCGGAAAGUCCUCUAUAGUACUACGUUUCGUAUCCAACGAGUUCCAGCCAAACAAGGAACCCACCAUCGGAGCCGCUUUCCUCACUCAGAAAUGCCGUCUUGAAGACCGCGUCCUAAGAUAUGAAAUUUGGGAUACGGCUGGUCAAGAGCGAUUCCAUUCACUUGCCCCAAUGUACUACCGCAACGCUCAGGCUGCGGUAGUGGUAUAUGACAUCACGAAGAUGGCCAGUCUCGAGAAGGCCAAGUCGUGGGUGAAGGAGCUCCAACGUCAAGCAAACCCUAACAUUGUCAUCGCUCUGGCCGGCAACAAGCUCGACCUCGUACAGCCCAAGUCUCCCGCCACAGGUGGCUCUUCAGAUGCUGAAGAUGAGCCAGAUGAUGCUACGGCCACCCCUGGUGAGGCUGUAGCUGCUGAGUCGGAGACACUACGGCAGGUACCCACGGACGAGGCCGAGAUGUACGCGAAGGAGGCCGGCUUGCUCUUCUUUGAGACGAGUGCUAAGACUGGUGAAGGCAUUGUAGAGCUCUUCACUGAAAUUGCCAAGAAGAUCCCAAUCGAGCACAUCCUAGCCUCAACACGUGGAGCAGGGCGAAAUGGUGGGCCAGCAGGGAGAGCAGGCGCGAAUCAGCAGAACGUAAACUUGGAAGAGAAUACCAACGCUCGCAAAGAUGCUUGCCAGUGUUAAUUAAAGUUCCAGGAUUCUGUGUGGCAUUACAUUCAUCCAUCCGUCUCUUCCUCCCUUUCCUCUCUGCCCCUCGCAACGACAAUUUCCAUAUCUCCCCACCUCCUGUUUCCGCUUACCAUAGUAUAUUUAGUUAUGGUAAAUGAUUACCAAUUUGUACUGUUUUUCAUUCAUUCAUCCCCGUCAUUCGUACUUUGAAUUUAUGGUCU
Molecule: messenger RNA, 1086 nt
Organism: Fomitiporia mediterranea MF3/22
Lineage: Eukaryota; Fungi; Basidiomycota; Agaricomycetes; Hymenochaetales; Hymenochaetaceae
Product: GTP-binding protein ypt5
Exons: 5
Coding region: 122-880 (252 amino acids)
Molecular function (GO): GTP binding; GTPase activity
Source: RefSeq, a predicted model, not a curated record